Messenger RNA from Myxocyprinus asiaticus (Chinese sucker), 2489 nucleotides. It is a transcript of the gene habp2, whose product is annotated as hyaluronan binding protein 2. The record is from RefSeq and is a predicted model, not a curated record. Gene Ontology annotation, biological process: proteolysis; blood coagulation. Lineage: Eukaryota; Metazoa; Chordata; Actinopteri; Cypriniformes; Catostomidae. The coding region runs from base 62 to 1675 and encodes 537 amino acids. Gene Ontology annotation, cellular component: membrane. Gene Ontology annotation, molecular function: serine-type endopeptidase activity; calcium ion binding. The transcript has 13 exons.
CUGCCUGCACUAGACCAGUGAUUUUUAUGGUGGUUGAUGUGCAUUUGUUACUCAUAGAAUCAUGUUUCCAAUUAUUAUGCUUCUGGUGGGCAUAUCUGGCCUUACUUUGCCAGUUCAAGCAGUGCCGGGUCUGUUGGAUGACCUUUUCACUCUUGUCGAUGACAUAUAUGACUACACUUUUAAUGAGACAGAAGAACCAUCUUCACCUGAUAUUACUGAUGAAACCAUUGAUUGGAUUUUUGACCUCUUUGAUGAGCCAGACGUGUGUGAUCCAAAUCCCUGUCAGAACAAUGGAGUGUGUGAAAUCAAAGCGAAUGGUGGCUACAAAUGCGUCUGUCCAGAGCCUUACAUUGGCAAAAAGUGUCAGGACGAGAGGAAUUUAUGUAAAAAUGUGAAGUGUGGUAAUGGUGUAUGUGUCAAAACUCAAGAAGCCCCAUUCUACAUAUGCAAGUGCCAGGUCCCCUAUGAGGGCCCUCAAUGCAGGAAACCCUCUGCUUGUAAUCCAAGUCCAUGCCUAAAUGGAGGAACAUGCGUUAAAGGCCGAACAAGAGCCAGCUUUAUGUGUGAAUGUCCACAAAACUACACUGGGAGGUUCUGCCAAGUUGGUCCAAAUGAUUGCUACGAGGGGAAUGGUGAAUCAUACAGAGGUUUUGUCAGUGAGACAGUGGAAGAACUGGAAUGUCUACCCUGGAACUACUAUCGUGUUUCCCAUAAGGAUUUUGAGGGUAAUGAUGGCAUCGGACACCACAGUUACUGCAGAAAUCCGGAUGGAGAUCGGGAACCCUGGUGCUUUGUCAAACAGAAGGGCAAGGUCCGGUGGGACUACUGUAAUGUCAAGCCAUGCCUUAAACAAGAUCCAGUUAAACCCUCCACGACCCCUGCAAAGCUGGAAUUUUCUGGCUGUGGAAAAACUGGUCAGGCUAGUAUGAUAGCUCCAAGGAUAUUUGGUGGGAGGAAGUCCUUGCCUGGAGCCCAUCCCUGGCAGGCCUCGCUUCAGGUACGCCCCGAGGGCUCUAAUGGACACUACACCCACAACUGUGGAGGGACCCUUAUUGAUUCUUGUUGGGUCCUAACUGCAGCUCACUGUAUUGAAGAAGGUGAGGAGAUAAGGGUGGAGCUGGGUGGUGUUAACCUUGAGAGAGAUAACCCUGCAAAGCAGUUUCUGGAGGUGGAGAAAGCCAUUGUUCACGAGAACUACACAGAGACAGCUGAAGCCUUGUAUAAUGAUAUAGCUCUGUUGAAACUGAAGGCAAUAAAUGUACAGUGCGCCAAUGAGACCAGGUCUGUUAAGGCAGCAUGUCUCCCCACCGAUCCAUUCCCUGAUGAAACACAGUGCACCAUAUCAGGAUAUGGGCUCACUGAGAAAGACGAUUCUGCCUCUCCUCAGCUACUGGAUGCGAAGGUUCUCCUGAUCUCUCAGAGACGCUGUAUGUCUCAGAAUAUCUAUGGAAACAGAUUGGAUGAUACCAUGAUGUGUGCUGGGUAUAUGCAGGGAAAGAUUGACUCUUGUCAGGGUGAUUCUGGUGGACCACUGGUUUGUCAGAAAGACCAAAUUCAUUAUGUCUACGGUGUGGUGAGUUGGGGUGACAGCUGCGGAAAGAAGAACAAACCAGGAGUCUAUACUCGCGUCAACAAAUUCAUUGAUUGGAUCAAUGAAAAGAUGCGUUCAGCUUAGGUUUGUGCCUUUUAAAAGGCUUUAAAGGGAUAGUUCAGCAAAAAAUGAAAAUUCUCUCAUUUACUCACUCUCAUGCCAUCCCAGAUGUGUAUGACUUCUGGCAGAUCCAUACAAUGCAAUUGAAUGGUGGCAGGACCCUUGAAGAUCCAAAAAACAUAUUACGGCAGUAUAAAAGUAAUCAAUAAAAUGGCAGUGGUUAAAUCUAUAUCUUCAGAAGCAAUAUGAUGGGUAAGAAACAGAUCAAUGACCAUUUUUUACUACAAAUUCUCCUCCCUACCCAUUAGGUGGCAACAUACACAAAGAAUACCAAUCAUAAAAAAUAAAAAAAAUGCCCAUUUGAUAGUGGAAAUUAAUAGUACAUUUAUGCUGCAUUUAUAAGCUUUUUGAACCUUCAAAGUUCUGGCCAUAAUUCGCUUGCAUUGUAUGGACCAAGAGUUUAGAUAGUCUUCUAAAAAUAUUAAUUUGUGUUAAGCAGAAGACACACAUCUGGGAUGGCAUGAGGGUGAGUAAAUAAGAGAAUUUUCAUUUUGGGGUGAACUCUCUCUUUAAGCUUCAAUGCCAGUACUAAUAGCUGAAAGAGAAGACUUUACAUGAAGAAAAUGAUUUUACAGUCAUUUACAAAUAUAUACAGUACAUGAUCUGCAGUUUACAGUUAUAUGCAGAAUGGGCAGCCAGUACUUUAGAUUAAAAAAAUGUAACCAUCUCAAUUUUAGUGAGCUAUAUUACAGGGCUGAGAAGCACAUGCUUGUGUUUUGCAAAUUACAACAAAAGAAUGAACACUGAAUCAAUUACAAAUGUAAAAUUUUUUACCAUG